AAUUAAUACCAACAUCACUUGAUUUCAACUUAUGUUCAAAAAUAUGGGAAGAGAGUGUAGUAGUGCAGUGUAUGUGGUGGCGGUGUUGCUACUAUUUGUAGCAAUAGCCGAAGCUGAUACUCCACCCGGAAUAGCCAAUAAUCCGAGCCAUGCAAGAUGCUUGACCAAGAAGUACAAGCAUUGCUAUAAUUUGGAGCAUGUUUGCCCUAAAUUUUGCCCUGAUUCUUGCACCGUCGAAUGUGUCUCUUGUAAGCCUAUUUGUGGUCCCGGAUCUACUCCGCCUCCUUCUGAUGAUGGAAAGGACGAUGAUGAGUCCUCCCCACCAUCCAAAGGAACUGGCGAUGAUGACGGCAAAGGAAAGGGAGGUGCUGAUGGCGGCAAAGGAAGCUCUUCUCCACCAUCUGAAGGAAAAGGAGAUGAGGAUAAUGAUGAUGACGGCGGCAAAGGAAAGGGUGAUGAUGAUGGCGGAAAAGGAAAGGGAGAUGAUGAUAAUGAUGAUGAUGGUGGCGGUAAAGGAAAGGGCGAUGACGAUGGAAAAGGAAAGGGAGAUGAUGAUAAUGAUGAUGAUGAUGGCGGCAAAGGAAAGGGCGAUGACGAUGGCGGCAAGGGAAAUUCUCCUCCGCCAUCCAAAGGAAAUGGAGAUGAUGAUGACGACAACGGCACAGGAAAGGGAGAUGAUGAUGGAAAGACCCCUCCUAAACCUCCAACUCCAUCAACACCCCCUUAUUCUCCAACUCCCAAACCUCCUACUCCAUCUCCAUCACCACCUCCCGCUUCUCCUCCUCCAACUCCCUCAACACCCAUCACACCCCCGACGUCUCCAUCGCCACCUCCUUCUACACCCCCUUCUUCCCCAACUCCAACUCCAUCACCAUCACCACCUCCAGUUUCUCCACCUCCAACUCCCUCCACACCCACCACACCCCCGACUUCUCCAUCACCACCGCCAUCUUCUCCACCUCCCUCAACACCCACCACACCCUCGACUUCUCCAUCACCACCUCCUUCAACACCCCCUUAUUCUCCACCUACAACUCCCUCCACACCCACGACUUCUCCAUCACCACCGCCAUCUUCUCCACCUCCCUCAACACCCACCACACCCCCGACUUCUCCAUCACCACCUCCUUCAACACCCCCUUAUUCUCCACCUACAACUCCCUCCACACCCACGACUUCUCCAUCACCACCGCCAUCUUCUCCACCUCCCUCAACACCCACCACACCCCCGACUUCUCCAUCACCACCUCCUUCAACACCCCCUUCUUCCCCAACUCCAUCCUCAACUCCCACAACACCCACCACGCCCCCAACCUCUCCAUCACCACCUCCACCUACCUCAACACCACCUUCUUCCCCCGCCUCUCCCCCAUAUUCCCCUCCAGAAUCAGAUGCCGCUAGUCUAAAGAGAAAAAGAUGCAAGAACAGAAACUACCCUCAAUGCUAUGGGGUAGAGCAUGUAUGCCCCUCAUCUUGUCCUUCCACAUGCGAGGUCGACUGCGUCACGUGCAAACCAGUCUGCCAAUGUGACAUGCCCGGAGCGGUAUGCCAAGACCCCCGCUUCAUCGGCGGCGACGGCCUCACUUUCUACUUCCACGGCAAGAAGGACCGCGACUUCUGCCUCGUCACCGACCCCAACCUCCACAUCAACGCCCAUUUCAUCGGAAAACGAAACCACAACAUGAAGAGAGACUUCACCUGGGUCCAAUCCAUCGCCAUCCUCUUCGGCAACCACCACCUCCUCAUCGCCGCACAGAAGACCGCCGCAUGGGACGACUCCAUCGACCGCCUCUCCCUCUCCUUCGACGGCGAGCCAAUCCCCACCUUCACCGUCUGGAAGUCCGGGACAGCCACCAUCGAAAGAGACAGCGACACCAACAGCGUUGUAGUCGAAGUGGAUGGCCUUUUCAAGAUCUCAGCUAAAGUUGUUCCGAUUACUCAGCAAGAAUCAAGAAUCCACAACUACGGAAUCACAGAAGACGAUUGUUUUGCUCAUCUGGAGCUGGGAUUCAAGUUCUCUUCGUUGAAUGCCAACGUGAAUGGAGUGCUGGGGCAGACUUACAGAGAGAAUUAUGUUAGCAGAGUGAAGAUGGGAGUGGCGAUGCCGGUGCUCGGAGGGGAGAGGGAGUUCUCCGUCUCCAAUAUCUUCGCCACGGACUGCGCUGUUUCGCAGUUUCGCGGCGGGGAACUGCGGCAGGAAUAUGAGGAGGACGUGCUUGAGCUGCCGACCAUGAAAUGCGGCACUGGGAUUGACGGAAGAGGAGUCGUGUGCAAGAGAUAAGAGAUUAAAUUUGCAUUCUCUGGUUUACUCUAAUUAUGAUUAAUACAAUAAUAAUAAUAAUAAUAUAUCGUUUGGGAAGAAGACAUAAGAAGGCCAUAAUUACAUGGUUAUUCAUAAGUUUUUAACUUUUACUAUGCAAUUAAUAAGGUUUCAAUAAUUUCUUGUAAUUUGUUACAUUGAGAUAUUAAUUAAUCUCUGAGCAAUUACUGUUUCUUAUUAUUUCCUCAA
Messenger RNA from Salvia hispanica, 2509 nucleotides. RefSeq names its product late embryogenesis abundant protein-related / LEA protein-like protein. Lineage: Eukaryota; Viridiplantae; Streptophyta; Magnoliopsida; Lamiales; Lamiaceae. The record is from RefSeq and is a predicted model, not a curated record.